Molecule: messenger RNA, 17601 nt
Organism: Podarcis lilfordi (Lilford's wall lizard)
Lineage: Eukaryota; Metazoa; Chordata; Lepidosauria; Squamata; Lacertidae
Source: the annotation of a GenBank genome assembly
CACGCACGCGCGACGUCACUGCCCUUGCUCGUAGCUGGCGGAAGGAAGAGGGAGCGAGUGACGGUGCAAAGAUGGUAAGCGGCGUUCAGUCAAGGAACGUGGUCUUGGGGCCGGGUCACCCUGGGGGCGUCAGGCGAACUGGCGUCACGAUAGCCGGGGGGGGGGAGUCCCGGGGGGGGACCCUCUCUCUAUCUCUAUCCGCCUCACGAACAUAGGAAGCUGUCUUAAUGCCGAGUCAGAGCCGUUGGUCCACCCAGCUCGGUAUUGUCCGCACUGACUGGCAGCGGCUCCCCGGGAUUUAAGGCUACGGUCCCUCCUAGGCCCACCUGGAAGUGCCGGGGACUGAACUCGGAGCUUUCUGCGUGCGAAGGGGGUGCCCUCAUCACGACCCUCCCUCCCUCUCGAGUCGCGGCCGGGCUGAGGCGGGUCUGGGGGAUCCUAAUGAGAGAUGCCCCCCCCCCGCGUGCACACUUCGCAUUGAAGCCCCCUCUCUUUCCCUCACGACAUGCGUUGUCUGAAAGGAGUUCCCGCCUGCCAGUGUGGUGUAGUGGUUAAAGAGCGGUAGUCUCGUAAUCUGGGGAACCGGGUUUGAGUCUCCGCUCCUCCACAUGCAGCUGCUGGGUGACUUUGGGCCAGUGACACUUCUUUGAAGUCUCUCAGCCCCACUCACCUCACAGAGUGUUUGUUGUGGGGGAGGAAGGGAAAGGAGAAUGUUAGCCACUUUGAGACUCCUUAAAGGGAGUGAAAGGCGGGAUAUCAAAUCCAAACUCCUCCUCUUCUUCUUCUUCUUCUUCUUCUGCCGCAUCCAGACGUGUCCAUGUCUUCACCGUGAAGAGGGAGCUGGGAAUUCAUGGCCUGGACGCUGCUAUAAGUGAAUGUGCCAGUGCCGGAUUUACUUGUCAACUAAACAAGCUAUAGCUUAGGGCCCCCCCCCCCCAAAAAAUAAGGAAAAACCAGCUGGAUGUACAUUUCCAAAAUAUAAGAUAAAAAAUAAAAUAAAAUAAAACCUACAUACAGCAACUGUGUUGUGUAGGCUCCUAUGGUGUAAGCAGUGGGCCCCGCAUAUAUUCAACACAAAAAACCGACAAUUAGUUGUUGACAAAGGACAGCUGGAUAUAUAAAGGGCCCCAUUACCUUCAGUAGUUUAGGGCCUCAUCAAACCUAAAUCCAGCCCUGGAUGUGCCCUUUGAGAUUUAUUUAUUUUAAAAAAAUUUGUUCCAGUUUCUGUUUUGCUUUUCUUUGUCCAGCUUUCCCUUUUUAUCACAGUUACUCAGCAACCUCACUAUUUGUAUUUACUGGAGUAAUGCUCUUGAGUAGGAUUGUAGCCUUUUUCUUUAUGUGUGGGCCUGGGGGGGGGGCUUUAAUACAUAAAUGUAGCUGGUGAAACUCUUCCCACCAAGUCACUCUGUGCCAAAAAGCAUCACUUGCUAAAUUUCUGUAUGGUUUUUCCUGAGAUGGAGAUAAGAGGUGUAAAUUUUUUCUUUGCUAGUCAUAUUUCUGCGUGGUAGGCUUUUGUCAAAAGCACAGAGGAAGAAAAAAGAUCAGCUUGUGUCAGAUACAUCUGGCAUCCUCUUCUGUAUUCACCAUGAACUACCGGUGGCGAAUUCAAUACAACAGAGUACAGAUAUUGACUCUUCCAGCACCAGGCUGUCAGUGAGGUGUAGUGGAGAAUAUAACAAACAUCCAUAUAAUGUAAAUUCAUAGCAAGAAGAAAUGGUAAACAGAACAGCCACAGGUAGAAACAUUCCAAUUAAAGAUAAAAAGGAAUUGCAUUGUGGGGUAACUGUUAUCAUACACAAGUUCUUGCUUGGGUUCACCAUUGGUGUAAUGGGUAGAAAGAGUUGUCACAAUUGAUGUAGAAAGUACAGGGCUGAAAUGCACUAUCAACACCUGGCUUCAUCAUAACUUAAGGGAUGGUGUAGUAUUUUUAAGGGGGGAAAAUUAACCCACUCCAGAGCAACAAAAUACAUUUCCUCUGUUAUGGGCCUACUCUUCAUUUGCCAGUGUUGCUGGGUCACUGUCUACUGGCCAUUCCCAAAGAUUUUGCAGGCUUACUUUGCAAACAUCUCACUUCCACAGGGAAGCAAUAGAACAGUUGUGUCAGUGUCGCUGUCGGAGGGAUUUCCUGCAGUUCAGUCCUUUUAUUUACUUAAUCUAUCCAAUUUCAGACCCUGUGCUGUAAUAAUUCAGCUUGCUUUUAAUUUAUGCACUCCAAAUAUUUGCAAAAUGGAGGUGUAUGUUUGUGUAAAGGAAGCGCCUGGAGAUUCCAGCCAGGAUUGUGUGUGGUGCAAAAAACUAUACAGACUGUUUGCAAGAGACACAAACAAUGUACAACUAAAAUAAACAAGAAAAACUGAUGGUGGGAAAGGAAACAGAAAUGCUGCUUAUACUUGCUGGAAUCCUGACUUCUAGUCCAGUCUCCUGUCCGGUAGCCCAUAUUGCGUCAGUUUGUAUGUCUGUUCAUAAAUCAGUCUGUUAUGUAUCCCCUCACCUUUUUUGUGGACUUUUUUUCCUGGUUUUUGUCUCCUGCGGUGUGUUAUUAAUAAUAAAUAACUGCUCACAACUGCAUGUAAAGUUCCAAAAAUGUGUUCGAGUCUGAUCUCUUUCAUAGAGAAGAAAUUGAUAUGCUGGACAGAACAAUGGAGAAUAAUAGUGUUCUCUUUGUGUUACAAAUAUUAACUAAGCUGAUUUUAGACCCACUAUUUCUGUUGCUUUAUUUUUCUUAUCUCUGCAGAAUUAACAUUGUAACACGUUUAUUUCUUAAGCACAUUCUUGAAAUCAAGAGGCAAGCAGAGUACCCAAUAUAAAAGGCCUGACAGUGCUCACUUUUCUCUUCCCACCUGCUUUGUACAAUUGAUGGAAGAACACCUUUUUCUAAACCAGGUGGGCAGACGUGGCACCUGGAGAUUAGUAGGAAAGUGCUUACAUUUUCAUUAGCAACUGUCUGGUUGACCUAGGCUUGCUAUAUUAGAAUUGCUUUUGGAGAGUUUGGUCAGAAGACCACUUCAAGAGCAUCAGAGUGAGAUUUAGAACAUGAAGAACAAAGCAGCGUUCAGCAAAUUAGAAUACUUACAUGCAAGACGCCUGAGAGAUUGUAUUUGGGUUUAAACUCUUUUACAUACCAUGAGCAGCAAGUAAGUGUUAUUGGGGACCACCAUGAUGAAGCCAUUUAUAGACAGUUUGAAAAUAAAUCACAGUGGAUUAUAAUAAUAAUUUUAUUAUUUAUGCCCCGCCCAUCUGGCUGGGUAUAUUCCCCAAACUGAAAUUUGUGUCCAUAUUUGGUAGAUGAAGUAACUUUGGGAGUCAACACGCAUGUAUUGCUUUAUUUUCUACAGGUCUUGUCUGCCUUCUAAAGUAGCCUAAAUUUUGAUUGGUGUGAUCUCUAGUUAACAAAGUUACUAAAUUAGACCUCUUGGGUGGGAUUCAUCUAAGAAGCCCCGUGCAAGGUCUUCUGCUUGCACAGAGGGAUUUUGCCAUUCUCUCCAUGCCCCCUAGCAUUGGCGCUGGGAGAGUUGGGAGCACCCCCAGAACAGUGUGGUUGGGAAUCAUUCUGUCCAGCAAGCUGAAACGCUUGCACAGACAGAAUAUUUAUAGUAGCGCAAAAUUGAAUUCCACCCCUUGAAAACAAAUGUACCUAGCAGCAGUCAUUUUGAAAGCAUUCUUGAGUUGUACAUUCCUAAUAGUAAAUUAUCUCUGUUUCAGAAUACCAGAGCAUUUGGAUCUCAGCUGAAGGACUGUAUUCCAGUUUCUGAUUUUUCAGCUGCUGGCGCAUUUGAAAGCUGUGAUGUGAUUAAUAGAGGGUAAGCACUAGAAAGCCAUUGAAAUACAUUGGUGAAUUCCUUGUGCGCCUGAUAAUGGAGAUCCAAAGUGUGUUUGAAAUGGUUUUUCUCUGCCUCCUGGAUGAAUUGUGUCCUUGGUCUGCUUUUCUUCAAGUGGGUUGUGUAGAGGUGGCUUGCUCAAGACUGUUGAGAGGAGAGAGGAAAAAGAAGCUCUCACUUCCCCACUCGCAAAUGAAUCCCAUCAAUCUGCAGCAGUGCUUACCUGGGAAGGUGGUGAGCCCCAAAUAGGCCAUCUCCACCUCUUCUAUCCAUCUUGGAUGAAGGACUGCAGUAAGAAGAGAAGUCCCCACCCUGCCCCUCUGACUUCAAAAGGAAAGGGAGCUCAUCUCUCCCACGUGGGGUGAGCAGUUCCUUAGAUACAAAACAUUUGUUUACUAAAUAUUUGCGUGAGGUGAUCUUCCAAAGUUACACCCAGUUAUUUGUCUUCAUAAAUUUAUUGACAGUAGGAGCCUUAAAUAAAGAUUCUUUCCGCAGAAUUGUGGAACUAAAACUGGAUCCAUCCAAGAUUUUGUGUCCGUCUCCAGAGCGCUUCCUGCUUGCCUGAAGUGGAGGAGCCAGUUCAGCCUCUUGAACUGGGUGGAAAGCUCUUUGCCUUCCUUCCUCCAGAAGCAGACAGAACUGCAGUUUCCCAGCAGCCUGCCUCAUGGAAUGAAGGGACCACGUGAAUGUCAGAGCUCCCACAUAGCGGGAACAGGGUGAACUUGGUUUGGCCUAGUUUGAAGGUGGAAUUUAGAAACUGAUCCCAUUCCCCUGAGGCUCUGGGCAGAAUCAUUUUCAUAGGUUGGGCUUGACAAGAAGAGAACACUCUUCUGUUGAAACAGACCAGUGGCAGCAUUAAUCCGUAAACAGACCCCUGUGUUGCAAUACAGAAAAGCUGAACAAAAUAACACGAUGGCAAUGGCCAAUAACAAUGGCACUAAACACUAUUUAUAGACUAAUACAAAUGAUCAGAAAUUGCAACCAAAGUCUCUAAAUCUUCUUAACCAGUCGCGGUAGAAUAAUUCAAAAGUUUGAUAUAUACAUAAUCUGUUACCAAAUAUCACCGGAACAGAGUUUCCGGAUAGCCAAUCUGUAUCGUUCAAUGCUUCAUCAGCCAGUCUUGAUCAAUUCUUCAUCAGCCAGACUUGUAAGAAUUAAUAUGAGAAGUCACAGUAUCACAUGAGCACUGAUCCAGAGCAUAUUUUCUGCAGCGUUUAUAUUUACUUACAUGUAAGUUUGGCUUGUUAAGAAACUGAACUGCAUCCUUCUCAUAUUAAUUCUUACAAGUCUGGCUGAUGAAGAAUUGAUCAAGAUUGAAUUAUUCUGUGAUUGGUUAAGAAGAUUUAGAGACUUUGGUUGCAAUUUAUGAUCAUUUGUAUUAGCUUAUAAAUAGUGUUUAGUGCCAUUGUUAUUGACCGUCGUGUCGUGUUAUUUUGUUCAGUGGCAGCAUUAGGCAUGCAGUGCUUCUGUAUAUAUGUGGGCAAUAUUCCACUAAAUACGUAGGCAAGGCAUUAGGACUAGUUAAAAUAAACCAUAGCUCUUUCUUUGAAAUGUCUCAUGAAAUGACAGCCAACAUGUUGAGCUAUAUAUUUGCUAUCAGAUAUAAUUGAUAGGAUGGACAAUAAUGUCCUAAGUAAUCUUUUUUUACAUUGUCCCUGUGAUUUCCUCACAUGUGGCAUUAAACAAAUCUGAAUUUAUAUAUUUAAACCUGCAAUACUCCUUACAGUUUUGGCAAUUUAAAAUGUAUACGCUGCACAAUUUCUCCAAGCUAUUAUCUCAUUUAUUUAAUGGAUAUUUUGCAACAACAGAAAGAAUGCAGGCAGAAGAAGGCAGUCAUUUAUAAUAUCUGCAUCCAGGGAGCUCAUUCCUGCUCCCCUGUAUGUUGUAGAUAUUUUAAGAACCUUCUCUGGGGACACUGCUUGUUUACACUGGACUUUUGUCAGGCUUGUUGGACAUCACUAAAACACCAUGUGAGCAGCGUGCAUGGCUUCUGUGGCAACACUGCAGAGUAAACGCUAUAGUGGUGAUCAAGUUUUAUUUCAGAAAAAUUGUCCGCCAUUGUUUAUUGCUUUUAAUGAAAAUAUGCCAUGCCUUUCUAACUCAAGGGACCUUCCAGAAUUGUCAUAAAGAUACACAGACAAAUAAGACUAACUGAAAAACAGAUAAACAAAAAAGCAUUGGAAGCAUUAAAAUAGGAGACAGGAAAAAAUACAAAAGCGGAUGAUCUUCUCGUGGAUAAGCUUCAAGGUCCUUGCACAAUGCUGCAACAGUUUCUUGUUGAACUAUUCAGUUUCCCCUGUAAUGUCAUUUGAGGAUAUUUCUGAGCAGAAAAUCCAUUAUGUAAUUUUUCCUUAAGAUGCCAAAGUGGACUUCGAAUGCAUGAUGAAUUCUGAGUCCUUGGAUGGGUAUAUGGGUAUAUUAAAUGUAAAUCUGAUCAUAAAAGGGCUGCUUACCCCUGUAAAUUUUCUAUUUUUCCUUUGAGAUGUGAAUUUCAAUUUGCAAUUAUACUUACACAAUAUCUGACCAGUAACUUAUUCAGUAGAGCAAUAAACAACUAUCUGUGUAAUGCAUAUUAUUUCUGAGCAUUUUAGGUUGUUUUUCUCUUGUUUUUACACUUGUUUUAAUGUUUUUAAGUCACUUUGACUUCAUUGUUCUGGAAAAAAGCAACCAAAUAAUAUAUGAAUAAGGCCAGAUCGAAGAUGAAUUGGGCUCAGUCAAAGCGUAGUAUAUCCUGUAUUGCCCUAUAUACAAUUAACUUAGAGAAAGGUUCUUAUUCAUUACAGAAUUUUCUAGGUGCUCAGUCAGAAGAUUUUAAAAUCAGAUGCUUGCUAGCUAUUAUGGACAGGUUUGUUACAUAUCAAAUAGCUUCAAAUGGACUAGUUUUGACUCAGAAUAGUGUCAACUACCAGAGUUUGUUUAAAAAAACAGCUAAGUGAACGGUACAGUUUUAAGCUUCAAUAAUUUGCAUUUCUGAAAAUGUAAAUGUUCAUCUUACUCUGGGUUUGUUCUAUUUGGUUUUUUGUUUUUUAAUUUAUAUUGUUCUGGCUCAGAUCCCUGAAAAAGAAAGCAAAAAUCAUUGCUCAGACUGACACGUAGUUGUAUUCGGGUUGAGUGUGGUGACUGUUCAUUUUGUUUUGCCUAUAAAAUAAGAAAGGUAAAAAGUUCUAUUAUACAUUAAACUAAAGCCAAAAUUGACAACUCACUCCUCUGCACACGAACUGACCCAGACCCUAUGAUCAUCAUCUGAGGCCUUUCUUCAUGUGCCCCCUACAUGAGAGGUCCAGAGGGUGGGAAAGUGAAAACAGGCCUUUUUGGUGGUGGCUCACCAUUUGUUGAAAGCUCUCCCUGAAGAGGCUCACCUGGCACCUUCAUUGCAUAUAUUUAGGUGCCAGGCAAAAACCUUUCUGACCUUUUAAAUGUGUUUAUUGGAUGUGGGGUGCUAUUGGUUUGUUUUUGUUUUUAUUAUUAUGUAUUUUAUUAUUUAUUUUGUGUCUCAUUUUGUAUUUUUAUUUUUUGAAUGAAGGGUGGUAUACAAAUUAAAUAAAUAAAAGAUAAUAGCCGCACUGUAGAUAGGGAGACUCACUUCCAAGAGAAUAUGCAAACAGGCAUUACAUUUUACAGUAUUUGUUUCCUGCACACACAUAGCUGGUAUAAUUACUUCCACCCUACUGAAGAAGAGAAAAUAGUUAUUUUCUCCUCCUGUGUGAGUGUCUGAGGGCCCUGCUCCUUCCUGCCACUUACCAUCUGGCCCAGGGCGGGGCCUGAAGCCUCACAAGGACUGCUGUGCUCCGCUGCCCAGGAGGACUCUCCUGUGUGAGUGUCUGAGGGCCCUGCUCCUUCCUGCCACUUACCAUCUGGUGCCCUCUCCGAUUGCAUGGAGCCCGGACAGCCCCGUGGUUUUCCACGGAUCUGAGGGCAAUGAAACAAUCGUUGAGACGGCUAGAGCGCCGGUGGCGGAUGACCCAUUCUGAAGUUGACCAGACACAGGUUAGAGCUCAAUGUCGAGCCUACCAAGUGGCGGUAGUGACAGCGAAGAAGACUUUCUUCACCGCCUCUAUUGCAUCUGCAGAAAACAGCAGCAGGAGACUUUUUCAGGUGGUCCGCAAUUUAGCGGAACCACCUGCUACAUCGGGGCCCAGUAAGGGCCACAUGAUCUCCUGCAAUGAUUUUGCAAAGAAGCGGACCAUUUGGAUCCCUUCUAGUCGGGAUUCAGGCCUCAUCACGGGACUGAAACUGCCUUAGUCGCACUGGUUGAUGAUCUCCGGCGGGCUAGGGACAAAGGUGAGAGCUGUUUCCUAGUUCUGCUGGAUCUCUCAGCAGCGUUUGAUACCAUCGACCAUAACAUCCUUCUGGACCGUCUUGAGGGGCUGGGAGCUGGGGGCACUGUCAUACAGUGGUUCCGCUCCUUCCUCCUGGGCCGUGUUCAGAAAGUGGUGGUGGGGGAUGAGUGUUCAGACCCCUGGGCUCUCACUUGUGGGGUGCCUCAGGGUUCUGUCCUCUCCCCCAUGCUUUUCAACAUCUACAUGCAGCCGCUGGGAGAGAUCAUCAGGGGGUUUGGGCUGGGUGUUCAUCAGUAUGCGGAUGAUACCCAGCUCUACCUCUCUUUCAAAUCAGAACCAGUGAAGGCGGUGACGGUCCUGUGUGAGUGUCUGGAGGCGGUUGGAGGAUGGAUGGCGGCUAACAGAUUGAGAUUGAAUCCUGACAAGACAGAAGUACUGUUUUGGGGGGACAGGAGGCAGGCAGGUGUGGAGGAUUCCCUGGUCCUGAAUGGGGUAACUGUGCCCCUGAAGGACCAGGUGCGCAGCCUGGGAGUCAUUUUGGACUCACAGCUGUCCAUGGAGGCACAGGUUAAAUCCGUGUCCAGGGCAGCUGUGUACCAGCUCCAUCUGGUACGCAGGCUGAGACCCUAUCUGCCUGCGGACUGCCUCGCCAGAGUGGUGCAUGCUCUGGUUAUCUCCCGCUUGGACUACUGCAAUGUGCUCUACGUGGGGCUACCUUUGAAGGUGACCCGGAAACUACAACUAAUCCAGAUUGCAGUAGCCAGACUCGUGACUGGGAGCGGCCGCCGAGACCAUAUAACACCGGUCUUGAAAAACCUACAUUGGCUCCCAGUACGUUUCCGAGCACAAUUCAAAGUGUUGGUGCUGACCUUUAAAGCCCUAAACGGCCUCGGUCCAGUAUACCUGAAGGAGCGUCUCCACCCCCAUCGUUCUACCCGGACACUGAAGUCCAGCACCGAGGGCCUUCUGGCGGUUCCCUCACUGCAAGAAGCCAAGUUACAGGGAACCAGGCAGAGGGCCUUCUCGGUAGUGGCGCCCUCCCUGUGGAACGCCCUCCCACCAGAUGUCAAAGAGAACAACUACUACCAGACUUUUAGAAGACAUCUGAAGGCAGCCCUGUUUAGGGAAGCUUUUAAUGUUUAAUGUAUCACAGUGUUUUAAUAUUCUUUUGGAAGCCGCCCAGAGUGGCUGGGGAAACCCAGCCAGAUGGGCGGGGUAUAAAUAAUAAAUUAUUAUUAUUAUUAUUAUUAUUAUUAUUAUUAUUAUUAUUUAUGUAUUCUAUGCCAUUAAUUCCAGACUUUAGAGCCACAAAACUUCUACCUGGAAUUGCUAUCCAAAAUAUUUUGUGAAUGAUACUUUGAGAUAAAAGUUGCAGUACUAAUACUGUACAUUGUUUUUAUAGCUUUACAAAUGUGAAGAGUGAACUUUUCCCUGUUCAUCCUUUGGAACUAGCAGAGAAAAAUGUAAGUACACUUCAUCUUUUUAGACCGUGGACUGUAAACAGCGCAAGUGGUAUACAGUUGCCCCAUAUCUCACGUCAGAGGUAAUGUGUAUAUGUGAAAACCAUGUGCAGCCAAAACUGUGUUGCCAUUGGAUUUGCCCCACAGCUAGCCGUUGAGGGUAAGGUAGCUGGUGAGGGGAAGAGAAAGAGAGAACUCCUGUCAAUCCUAGAGCCAGAGCACUAAGUGGGCCUUGCCUGGGAAACAAGGACGAGAGCUUAAAAUCUCUUUGUGCUGAAUCUGCUUGGAGUUACUUGGCAGAAAAACAGCUUGAUACACUCUUGGCCUGGCUUCUCAGGCAAGGCCUGCUUGGUGCGCUGGCUCUGGGAAUGUUAGGGAUGCUCUCAGGGGACAGUCCAACUGCCUGUGAGAUUUCACAAGAGCAUCCCUUUAUUGCCCAUGUAUAAUUAAAAUCAUGCAAGUUAAAUACGUGUAUGACAUGGCCAUACUAUACAAUUUUUUAAAGUUAACAGUGGACAGAAAGCUGUUAAUUUUACAGGACAGAGACUUUUCCAACACUUGGCACCUGCUGUGUUUUGGGGGCAAAACUGAAACCUAAGGCUGUGCUCCCAAAGCUACUUUCAUAGAAGUAAGCCCAGUUGGGAUUGGUGGGACUUCUGAUCAAUGUAUGGGAUUGUAUUUUCAGUUGGGGGUCUUCCCUAUCGGAAAGCUUUCAACCCAUCUUGAAAGGGCAGAUCCAAGCUGGUUGAACAGUGCAUGAUGAGCAGUACAGAAGGGUGGCAUAGGAGGUGGCACAGAAAUCAUGUGGUUAUUGUAGUUCAUAAAUUGAUGUAUAUUAACAGAGGGUCUUGAAAAGAGAUUUGAAGGGGGGAAAGAAAUGCAUGUUGGCAGCACGAGGAGCAAAAUGUUAGCAGCCAUAAUGAUGAAUGUGGGAGAGAGAGACAGUGGGGUUGAUAAGUGACUCAGUAAGGAAAAGAAGAAAGGAAAGUUGAAACAGGGAGAUGUCAUGAGGCAGAAGCAUAGAGGCUAUCUGCCUUUAUCCUCAAAUCUCUACAAAGGCUCAAACAUGCAUGAAUAUUUUCUUCUUGUUUACAUACUCUGUUCAACAGUGGAGCCUGGAAGAAGCAAAAGAAUCUUUUGAAAUGGUUUUACUUACCACCCUUUUUGUCAGUGUAACUUAUGGUGGGUUGUUAGGUCACAUGACUGAGCUGAAUGGAGUUCAUAAUAUGAGUCAGUCUCCUCCUUCCCCAUCCUGCCAUUUCCCAGGAACAGCCCCUUUUCAGCCCUUACUUCAGCCUCAGGCGGGAUAGAGAAUUUAGGCCAGCAUAUCUCCAGCUGAGCCAGGAUGAGUCAGACCUGCUCAUUCCAAACUCCUCUCAUUUCAUUGGCUCUUGGGUUUGGAAUGCUCCCACAGUGGGCUUGGAUAGUUAGAUGGAUGGAUCACUCAAGCAUCUAUAAGAUGGCAAAUAAACACACCUCUUCCUCUCACACACACCCUUCUGUAAUUAGUCAGAUGUUAGCAUUCCUUCAAUACUGAAAGUAAUUCAUUUAACAUUAACAUGAAUGGGAUUUGGGUUAUUUGGCAGUAUUUUACUUUCACCAUGAGGUGGAGUCAGAUGUACUCCGCUUGCCAGAAACAGCAUGUUGUGGUGGAUUGAUAAGAGUGCGUAUAAAUUCCAGCUUUUCUGUGAGUGGAAGUAUUUAAAGUAAGCUAGGAAAAUACGUUUAUGUGAAGCAUUAUAAACAUUUUUUAACAAGGGAAGUCACAUUUCCCCAAUUGUUCUAGAACACAAGUAUAUUCUUAACACUUUGUUUUGUAGUUUUCAUUGAAUCAAGAUAAGAUGAAUUUUUCUACUCUGAGAAAUAUUCAAGGGCUGCAUGCACCGCUGAAGCUGCAAAUGGAAUUCAAAGCAGUGAAGCAGGUAUGCUUUUUCAUUUCUUUUCAGUAAUUUGUUUUGCCCAGGAUAAUGUUUUAAAAGCAUCUGAUAAAAUAGCAUUAGCUUUUUACUGGUUUUAAUGAUUAAGACUUAAAACCACUGUAACAUCAGUGAUUCAUUUGAACUGAGAAAGCCCAGGAGUUAAACCUCUUGAACCUGGGGGUAGUGGAGAUAAAGGGAAAGAUCUGAGUCAUUUUCCUCAUAAUCAUCUUGUCACAUAGGACUGUCACCUGAUUAAAUUAAUCUUGCAUCGCAAUCCUGUGUGUGUAUACUUGGAUGUAAGCCCCACAGUAUUCAAAGAGGCUUAUUUUCAGGUAAGAACACAUAGGAUUGCACCACUAGUUAAUUAACCGUAUCAGUUUAUUCACUUAAGUCUACAUAAAUAGGUAUACAGUGGUACCUCGGGUUAAGUACUUAAUUCGUUCAGGAGGUCCGUUCUUAACCUGAAACUGUUCUUAACCUGAAGCACCACUUUAGCUAAUGGGGCACCCUGCUGCUGGCACGCCGCCGGAGCAUGAUUUCUGUUCUCAUCCUGAAGCAAAGUUCUUAACCUGAAGCACUAUUUCUGGGUUAGCAGAGUCUGUAACCUAAAGUGUAUGUACCCUGAAGCAUAUGUAACCCAAGGUACCACUGUAUUAUAAACUAGCACCAUUGAACUCAACAGGUCUUUCUUCUCUGGAGACACAUAUAAGAUUGUACUUAUGAUCAAGCAAGGCUUCAUGUUGCAACUAUAGCAGACCUGGAUAGCUCAGCUGAUUAGAGCAUGGUGCUGAUAACACCAAUGUUGUGGGUUUGAUCCCUAUAUGGGACAACUGCAUACAGUGGUGCCUCGCAAGACGAAAUUAAUCCGUUCCGCGAGAGUCUUCGUCUAGCGGUUUUUUCAUCUUGCAAAGCAAGCCCAUUGACGGAUUAGCGCUAUUAGCGGUUUAGCGGCUAUUAAAGGCUUAAAGGCUUAGGGGAUUAGCUGCUAAAAGGCUAUUAAAGGCUAUUAAAGGCUUAGCAGAUUAGAUAAAGGGGGGGGAAAGCGAAAAAAAAAUCUCAAGACUCGCAAGGUAUUUUCGUCUUGCGAAGCAAGCCCAUAGGGGAAUUCGUCCUGUGAAGCAACUUCAAAACGGAAAACCCUUUCGUCUAGCGGUUUUUCCGUCUUGCGAGGCAUUCGUCUUGCGGGGCACCACUGUAUUCCUGCAUUGCAGGGGGUUGGAAUAGAUGAUCUUCAAGGUCCCUCAUUUGGGUAGUAAUUAUGCAUGCACAGUUUAUUUGAUGAACGAAAUCUCCCUGACCAACUGUUGUACUUUAUAGGCCCAGCGUCUUCCUUUCCUUAAUAGUUCUAACCUGUCCCUGGAUAUCUUGAAAGGCAACUAUGACUGCAUUGGUUUUGAGGAUAUUCUGAACGGUAAGGAAAAGUCAAAAAAAUUGGGAGAAAUCUAGUAUUUUAAAGCUACAGGGAAGAAAAUGGAUUGUAAAGAUUACAAGACAUCUCUAAGCCUCAGGCCUUGUUCAAAGGUUGCUGCACCAAUAUGAAAACCACUUUUCACAUGCUGGGGUCCCACUGUGUAGCUAUGUGCUACACAUGACUGUUGCAACUGUGUUACUGGGAAACAACUGUAUUUUUUUGUGCAUUUAUAUCCCACCAUACUUUUUUCAUGGAAUUCCAAGACUACAUAUAUGUGGCUUCCAAUCUAAGCAUUAAGCAGACCCAGACCUACUUAGCUUCAGCAAGAUGGUGGCCUGAUGUGCCUUCACACUGUACCCUGGGAUCCUCAUGACCUGCCUGUAGCCUUCCCAUAGGUAGCAGUGUCUGGUUGGCUGCUGUGAGGAAAAGGGAGACACUCAAUAGGCCUUUCGUCUGAUACAGAAGGGCUUUUUUUACAUGGGUGAGCCCAAGCAAGUGCCUAUGCAGAAUUUAAAGAGCAGAAACAACUUGUUUUCAGGAGUACAAUCCAGGGCUCAAAUGAGAUCUCCACUGCUGAUAAAAGGUUUAGUUAGAAUUUAUCACCUGUUGCUCAGGGAGAAAACAUUGGCCUCCGUCCAGGCCCUUUUUCCCAACCCUCCUACAUGAACAGUUAAUUAGAGGUGUGCUGAUCUGUUUUCAGUUCAUGUGGGGUGCAGGGGGUUGAGUGGAGCAAAUAGCGAGCCUUCUGCUGCACUUAGUUAAAAGUUGUAUCUUGCAUGCUGAUACUUGUUCUUUCAAAGUUGUGGAUUACUAAAAUAUUAAACCUGUUUUCCAGAUCCGGCACAGAGUGAAGUAAUGGGAGAUCCUCAUCUGUUGGUUGAACACAAACUUGGUUUAUUAUAAUGCAUACAUACUCCAUCCUUCUGUUCAUGAAAAUGUUUCUUAACUGUGUCCCUGUAGGUUCAAGUAAACCAUAUUAAACGAUAGCCGUACAGUGCUUGUUUUGAUACACACAAUCUCUCACCUACUUUGAUACAAAAGGCACAUUAAAUGCUUAAAUAUAUUACUUUUGUUCUGUGUUUACUGUCAGUACAAAUGUCUUGUAAUUGGGUAUUUUUUAAAAUUGGGAAAUACAUCUCUAUUCAGGGCAGUUGUUUCAUGUCUGCAACUGUGGAACUGUAGACAUUAAAAAGUCUAUAGAAAAAGGACAUUUUAGAUUGAAUGUUCUUGUAAAAGAACCUUUUGCCAUAUAUAACCCAGGUAUUUGCUGUUUAAUCUUUCUUUCCUUGUGCUUGAUGACUUGACAUGCCAUCUUUUAAAAACAAUGAAUAAAAUUUUCUAUAAAUGCUGUGACUUUUCAAAAUAUUUAGUCAUAUCUACAAAGUUCCUCACCUCAAGCAGCACCUGCUUCCAUUACUGAGCCAUUCCCUUUCACCUUAGCCUAGAUCUGUUUACUCUGUUCACAACCAGAAUUUACACUGGCCUAACUAGCUGGGAUCCUCUACUUCCAACACCACUGCCCUGCCAGCUGAAAUGCCACCCACCCUUCACAGAUGACACCCUUCCUCACUCAUGUACAGAACACACCAGUCAACAUACAGUGUUGACAUCCGUGUUGAGGUGCUGUCCUUUAGUCCUUAUGCACACAAUAGGCAAGCAAGCUGCCAGGUAAACCAUUCAGCACCAGUCUCUGCGUGCUCCAUUACAGAAGAGCUGUAGCUUAGCGGUAGAACAUUUGCUUUGCGUGCCGAAGGUGCCUGGUUCAGUCCCUGCCAUCUCAAUGCAGACAUAGGAGAGAACCACUGACAGACAUUGUAGGCAGCUUUCUUCCUCUCCCUUAAUUCCAGUGCCCAACAAAGUGGUGUUACUGGUAAUACUUCUAAAGCAAGGACCUUUGUUGUUUCCACUGCAUCUUGCUUAUAACGCACCCGUUUAUCUACUCAAGUCUUCCCCAUUUUUCCUAGGAGUCUGAUUCAUAUGUGAUGUGCCUAGAGUAUUGGAUUAGAAUUGUGAAUCCAGGUUUGAUCCCCGUUCAGUCUCCAUGUUUACUGGAUGGCCUUGAGUCAGUCAUUCUGGUCUCAGCCUAACCUCAACAGAAAAGGGGGGUACUGUACUGGGUGUGCCAACUUUGGCUCCUUGGAGGAAAUGUAGUAAUAUACCAGCUAACAGUCCUAUACCCAGUCAGUCAGUGGUUGCCCUAGAGCAGAGCUUUCCAAACUCUUUGUUUUGUGAUACAUUAGUGUGUUGGCUGCAGUGUGCAGGUGCAUCAGGCAAACGCUCCAUACACUCCUCCUGGGGCUGGAAAAGGGUUAGUUUAACCUCUGGUUUGCUAGUAAAACUAAAUUCCUGUGCCAUGAAAUGAUGCAUGUCUAACAAGUUUGGAACGCUCUGCCCCUAGAGCAUGCUGCUCUUUAAUAACCACAUUCCCUCAUCCUAAAGCCGUAAUAAUCAAGGGUGGUUGUAAGGAAAAACAGCAAUUGACACAUCCCUUGAUAGCCAAGGGGAACCUUGGGACCAAAUGGCAAAAUGGGGGGACACCAGUGUACAGUAGGCUAUGCAAGGCAGGUUACCCCACAAACAUCCACCCUCCAUUUGGUUAAGCAAGAGGCAGUAUCCCAAUUCAAGGAUUCCCUCCUGUGAAACAAAAGCACUUGAGGCUGGUGUGGAGUCUCAAUGGUGUGGAGUAGAGAAGCUUGGAGGGGUGUGUGGCUGUAUUCCUCCCUCAGGCCUGAGGAUUGCCACUCACGAUUUAUGUGGUGAUGCUGUUUCAUGACUACCUUCUGUCUUAACGCAGCUUCAAAGUUUGGUUCCACAGGAAUAAAUGUUCCUCAUGGAGACAACUUUGCCUCAGUGAAGGAGAUGAAUUUUUAUCUUCGUUGGAAGCAAUCGGUAUGCAUUCCUAAAUACUUGUGAUGCUUUUGGACUUACCCAGUUUUAGCGUUUGAGCUGCCAGAUACUUGACGAGCAUCUUGCCUCAUAAAAGUGCAACACGUUUUGUGGGGUAGCCCACAGGAAAGAUAAAAGAUUGAAAAGCUGUAGGAUCUCAUGUUCUUGAAUUGCUUAUUCAUGACAUGGAAAUUUGAGCUAGUAAAUUCCCAAGACUUCUUUGCCCUCCCUUUUUUUAAAGAAUAUCUCACUGCAAUGAGGGAAAUUCUCUUGAAUAAAAUAUUUCAUUGUACGCUGGGAAGUAUGAAAUCUUUUGCCACAUGUUAGCUUCCUCUUAGGAAAAGUUGUAUACUGGAACUUGGGUGCUGUUUAAAUAAGUAAGAAGCUUUUGCAACACCCUUGCAUUAUGUCCUGUGGGCUAGUGAUUGCCAAAGCAAGAACAUUUUUAAAUGGCAGCAGGGCUGUUGAAUUCAUGAAAAUGAACCUCCCAUGCAAAUGGUGUAACAUGUAAAGGGUACUGAUUAAGUCUUAACUGAAGAAAUAACCUUGUGGAAACCUCAAGGCUUUUAGAGGUCUUGCUUUGACAAAGUACAUUUGCUUCUUACAAUUCUCACUUCCUAAGAUGCAGCUCAAAGUCAGAUUCUGAGUUAGGCAGGUGUUUCCAGUUGAAAAUUUAGUUGCAUUAUUUUUUUGCAAUUACAUUUUUAGAGUUUGCAAACUGAUGCAGUUUUGAUAAACUGGCUCCUGUGUUUUCCUGCUCAUACAAGCAGUUUGUUCGUGAUGCCAAGGUAAUUCAUUGCUUUUUACCGGAGAAUCUCAAAGACAAAGUAAAAAUACAUUCAAUAAAUAAUUUUUAAAAUAAACCUGUAAUACCAAGAGUGUUCAUAGCAAUCAACCAACAAUGAAAAUAUCCUUCCACAUGCAACUGAAAGUUGGAACACUAAAAGCAAUGGGGAAAAAAUCCAACCAUGAAGGCCCAAAUUCCUGAAUUUUGGUAGCACAGGUACCAGGCAAACCUCUGGUACCAAAGUAAGUGAAGAAUUACCAAUCCCAGAAUCCUCUAGCUCCUCUUUCUUACUCACCAGUAGGUUAUUGGGAAUGCUUUUCCGCCUCUUGCUCUGGUUGGAAGAUUAAAGCCUUCUCAGCUUCUAAUCUUAUUAUAGCUUUUGUGCAGUCAGGUGGCAUGCUUCUGAAUAUCAGUUGCUAAAAUCUACAAAGAGAGGAGUGUACUAUUGCACUCAGAACCUGCUUGUGCAUAUCCCAUAGGCAUCUGGUUGGCCACUGUGAUGCUGUGCUAGAUAGGCCACCAGUCUAAUCCAGCAGGCUGUUUGUUACUAUGUUAUGGUUCGGCUUCAUGGCACUAAAAGAUUUUAGUAAAAACAACCAGCUUACAAGUUCAGUUUCGGUUGUAAUCACAAGCACCUGAAUGUGAUAACACCACACUGGUCUGUGAUAUUCUAAUGUGAUCUUUGACCCUAAACAAGUUGCUCUUUGCUUGUCCAUUUCAAAACCAGACAACUUAAUGUCAUUCUUUCUUGACUACUGAGACGUAAAUUCUAAAAAUGGAUUUACUGGCAUGUAAAUUAAUGUAUAAUAUAAUCGUUUCCCCUCUUAAUCUACACUAAUUUUGCUUAAACUGACUCAUUUUUUAGAUAAACUUGUUCUAUCAUAAGCAGCUUGAAUUGCCAUGUUUCUUUCUAGAGACUUGAUUACAUGUGAAAUAAUUGUUUUAAGAAGCACUGAUACAGAUGUCGUUCAAAAAUGUUUUAUUUAUCUCAAUAUUUUCAUUCAGUAUACAUUAUACACACAAAUAAAAGUCAGUCAAGG